AUGGCGCUGAGCACGGCUGAGCGGGGGCAGGUGGAGGUGAGCGCGCUGGGCGCGGUGGCGCUGCGCGGGGUGCCGAGGCCGGUGGAGAUGUACCAGCUGGACGCCGUGCCCGGUCGCACCUUCGCCGCGCUGCGGUGUGAGAAGGGCGAGGAGGCGGAUCUUGACGCCAGUGUCGGUGACAGUAAUGCCUCCGGUUUUACUCGCAACACGUGCUAUGACACAUCCGUUCGGUUUAUUUCGUGUUUGUUGAGCCCGUAUGCUCCCCGCCAGCGUGCCGGUGUUCUUGCGUCUCUCUGUGCGAGGUGGCGCGUGCAUGGGGUUGAGCGGGGGGUGAUGUCCUGCGAUGAGCACUGCAGCGCGCUGGUGGAGGUGCUCGCGCGUCGCGUCAGCCGUGUUUAUGGCCGAAGCGUGGAGCCGUGUGCGCCGAUUUCUUUUUUGUGGUCCGUCGCUUCGUCAACGGGAUCGGCGCGUGUGACGUGUGGGGGGCGGAGCGUUUGCUCCGUGUCGCAGGCUGCGCCGCCGUGCGUUCCCGGCCUGCAACCCAUUGCGUCCCCGAGCGGGUUUGCUGCUCAGGCGCCGCGGGAGUUGUGUGGGGGGCCCGCCGACGUGCGCCCAGCUGCGCUGCGGGGGGCUGGGCGGAGGGUGCGUAUCUCCCCUGUGUCCUCGGAGUCGGCUUCUGUGGGCUGA
Molecule: messenger RNA, 687 nt
Organism: Trypanosoma conorhini
Lineage: Eukaryota; Euglenozoa; Kinetoplastea; Trypanosomatida; Trypanosomatidae
Product: adenylyl cyclase
Exons: 1
Coding region: 1-687 (228 amino acids)
Source: RefSeq, a predicted model, not a curated record